AGAAUUUUUUGACCUCUGCAAAGCAGAGCGUGUUGUGGUAAAAGUAUGGCCUCUGCUGGAGAGAAUGGAGCCUCAAGCGAGUCAAAUGAAACCACUGAGCUUGUUGAGCAGUUUUGCACGAUAACGGGUGCCCCGGAAGAGACUGCGAAAUCUCUGCUUGAAGCUUGUUCGGGAAAUCUUGCAAUGGCUAUAAACAUGCUCAUGGAAAGCGAUGAGCCCGCGGUGGCAUUAGCGGAACUGUCCGCUCCGUCAGGUUCAUCAUCGUCAUCGACGGCAUUCGACGCCGGACCAUCACUGGAGAACGAUCCGCAUAAAGACGAUGACUCGGACAAUCUGCGUGCACCGAUUUUGCCUACUAGGGGAGUACUUGUUGAUGGUCUGCACUACUCAGCCGUAAAUGGCCGCCAGCGCAUCAGGAAUUCUCGUUUUUCGACGACGGUACGAGGGUUGCGGGACUUCCAAGCUGAAACCCGUGAGCGAGAAGACAGACUGCGUCGAGGACUGCCCCCGGGAUACGACAAUUCCAAGUUGAAUCGGUUAGAAGACAUUUUCCGGCCGCCGAUCGAUCUGAUAUUCACAGGUUCAUUCGACGAAGCGAAAGAAUUUGGUGCAAGGGAGAACCGGUGGUUGCUGGUCAAUAUCCAGAACAACCAGGAGUUCAAGUGCCAAGUUCUAAACAGAGAUGUGUGGUCUGAUAAAAGGAUCAAAAAGCUCGUUCGGGAACACUUCGUCUUCUGGCAGGCAUACAAUGAUACUGACGACGGUGAACGCUUUUCAAUGUUUUAUCCAGUGACUAAAUGGCCUUACAUUGCUGUGCUUGACCCACGAACUGGAGAGAAUCUCGCUCAGUGGCACGACGACAGUCCCGGCAUUAUUCUGAAUGCCUUGACGGACUUUUUGAGCGAGCAUUCUGCUCCUUCAGAUUCUAGUGGGCCUCCAAAGCGGCCUCGCACGGGUGGUUCUCAGGAUCGGCUCUUGAUUGACAUGAGCGAAGACAGUCAGUUGGAAGCUGCCAUCAGGGCAUCUUUAGAGGAGAAGCAUAUUGAGGACGUGGGGAAGCUUGAAUCCGAGCCCAACAGUGAUAUUGAUGCAUUCACGGAUGAUGAUACGAACUCGAGCUUUCCAUCACCAUUUUUCUCGAGUAAGGCCAGUGGCUCUGGGUCGACAUCAAAAGAAGUGGGCGAAUCGUCAACAGCGUCUGCCAAAAGAAAUUUGAAUGAGGCCAUGUGUACGUCUAAGUUGCAAGGAGAAGAUGCUUGGAGAGAAUUUGCCGGGAAUCCUGAUGAUCCGGAAUCACGACUGCUGCUUCGUUUGCCAGAUGGCAAAAAAAUACACAUCUCUAUGCCUUGUAGUUCUCAAAUACAAGCUGUGAUUGUCUACGCUGAGUUCCUUGGCUUCCCACCAUCGAAGCUUUGCAAGUCUACCGAUGUCAUGUUCGGUUCAUUGAAAGAACGAUUGAGCGUAGUCCAAGAAGGUCUCAGCGCAAGCUUCAAAGGUUUGUCAGUGGGUGAAGUGAACAAGUUCAAAGCAAGAAGCGGGUCCACAGUCAACGCAAAUUUCGAUCCAAAUUGCGGGGCAGAUCUUCUGCAUCAUUACCAGACAGAAUGGGCAGGGAUUCAUGUCGCAACGGAAUCAAAUGCUGGGAAGGCCAGAUCAAUCGACAGACAAAUUUGCGAUUUACACAGCUGGUUAGAAUCCCAAUGGGAAACUAUUCAUCAAUUGAAUCGCCAUUUGGCUGCUCUACCCGGUCUGGUUGACAUGGUUGAUCAAGCUUUGGAAAGCAUUGGUAUCCUCCAAGGUUUAUUCGAAGAAGUCGAAGACGCGAUGAUGCAUUUGGAAGAUAUUCAAGAAACUCAAGCGUUGCGAGAGAAACAAUUGGAUCACCGAUUCCAGUUCGCACUUUACAAGGAGAAGAAAUUGGGGAAUCUGAAAGAUCUUAGAUCGUGUUUGGCUAGGGAGCAUGCGGAAAAUUUGCGAUUGCAGCAAGAAAGAGAAGAAAUCGCUUUGAAAGAGAGACAGGCCGUGUUCAAACAAGCGUUCGAAGAAGAAAUUGAAGAUUACAAACGAUCCGGAAGACUGCGCCAACUGGAUCAUUCUGAUCAUGCGAGCCGUUUGAAGUUAGAAGAUGUGACUGUCGAAGAAGAUACCUCUGCGUUGGAUUCCUUUCUUGAAGACCCCGAAACCGGAAAAGACGAACCGAAAGCUUCCAGUUCCUGA
Molecule: messenger RNA, 2217 nt
Organism: Notodromas monacha
Lineage: Eukaryota; Metazoa; Arthropoda; Ostracoda; Podocopida; Cyprididae
Source: the annotation of a GenBank genome assembly